This is a messenger RNA of Mya arenaria, 1437 nucleotides long. RefSeq lists its product as uncharacterized. The record is from RefSeq and is a predicted model, not a curated record. The transcript is spliced from 2 exons. The coding region runs from base 1 to 1437 and encodes 478 amino acids. NCBI's taxonomy places the organism in Eukaryota, Metazoa, Mollusca, Bivalvia, Myida, Myidae.
AUGGCACAGAGACAAUAUGGCCAUUAUACAGCCUUGAGGACAAGAUACCAGGCCAGUUCCCAGAUGGCACAGAGACAAUAUGACCAUUAUACAGCCUUGAAGACAAGAUACCAGGCCAAUUCCCAGAUGGAACAGAGACAAUAUACCAGCCUUGAAGACAAAUUACCAGGCCAGUUCCCAGAUGACACAGAGACAAUAUGGCCAUUAUACAGCCUUGAAGACAAGAUAACAGGCCAGUUCCCAGAUGGCACAGAGACAAUAUGGCCAUUAUACAGCCUUGAAGACAAGAUACCAGGCCAGUUCCCAGAUGGCACAGGGACAAUAUGGCCAUUAUACAGCCUUGAAGACAAGAUACCAGGCCAGUUCCCAGAUGGCACAGCGACAAUUUGGACAUUAUACAGCCUUGAAGACAAGAUACCAGGCCAGUUCCCAGAUGGCACAGAGACAAUAUGGCCAUUAUACAGCCUUGAAGACAAGAUACCAGGCCAAUUCCCAGAUGGAACAGAGACAAUAUACCAGGCCAGUUCCCAGAUGGCAAAGAGACAAUAUACCAGGCCAGUUCCCAGAUGGCACAGAGACAAUAUACCAGGCCAGUUUCCAGAUGGCACAGAGACAAUAUGGCCAUUAUACAGCCUUGAAGACAAGAUACCAGGCCAGUUCUCAGAUGGCACAGAAACAAUAUACCAGGCCAGUUCCCGGAUGGCACAGAAACAAAAUGGCCAUUAUACAGCCUCGAAGACAAGAUACCAGGACAGUUUCCAGAUAAAACAGGGACAAUAUGGCCAUUAUACAGUCUUGAAGACAAAUUACCAGGCCAAUUCCCAGAUAAAACAGGGACAAUAUGACCAUUAUACAGCCUUGAAGACAAGAUACCAAGCCAGUUCCCAGAUAAAACAGGGACAAUAUGGCCAUAAUACAGCCUUGAAGACAAAUUACCAGGUCAGUUCCCAGAUGGCACAGAGACAAUAUGGCCAUUAUACGGCCUUGAAGACAAGAUAUCAGGCCAGUUCCCAGAUGGCACAGAGACAAUAUGGCCAUUAUACAGCCUUGAAGACAAGAUACCAGGCCAGUUCCCAAGAUGGCACAGAGACAAUAUGGCCAUUAUACAGCCUUGAAGACAUGAUACCAGGCCAGUUCCCAGAUGGCGAAGAGACAAUAUGGCCAUUAUACAGCCUUGAAGACAAGAUACCAGGCCAGUUCCCAGAUGGCACAGAGACAAUAUGGCCAUUAUACAGCCUUGAAGACAAGAUACCAGGCCAGUUCCAAGAUGGCACAGAGACAAUAUGGCCAUUAUACAGCCUUGAAGACAAAAUACCAGGCCAGUUCCCAGAUAAAACAGGGACAAUAUGGCCAUUAUACAGCCUUGAAGACAAAAAUCAAACUAUCAGUCCGUUUGUGAAGAUCAAUACCACAGGGACCAUAUGGCCAACGGACUAA